Molecule: messenger RNA, 1633 nt
Organism: Ochotona princeps (American pika)
Lineage: Eukaryota; Metazoa; Chordata; Mammalia; Lagomorpha; Ochotonidae
Gene: ESM1
Product: endothelial cell specific molecule 1
Exons: 3
Coding region: 395-949 (184 amino acids)
Cellular component (GO): extracellular region
Source: RefSeq, a predicted model, not a curated record
ACAAUUCCUGUCCCGAAGGAGGCUGUUCGACUUUCUUCACAGAGGUCCCUGAGGGCGGUGGAGACGGAUGUGAGCGAGUUUUUCAGUCCUCAUGCAAAACAACCAUCUAAACAUAACAGAUGACAUCAGCUUGGGCUUUUUCAAUUCCUGGAUGGCAGCAGCGUGUUAAUCCAGCCUUCAUCCUGGAUUUCAUAAACUAAAACAAGAGAGCCUGGCAGGAGGACAGCGCUGCCGCUGGGUUGAGGAAAUUGAUGACGGGGAAGCAUGCGGGCAACCCAGUGUAUAAAACUCAUAAACGUGUAGGCAGAGGCUCAGCUACUACUUUGGACGGCCGCUUCCCACCAGCCAAGAUCACGUCGGACUCGGGGGAGCCGAGCUGGAACCAGCUGGGACCAUGAAAAGCUUCUUACUGCUGACCACGCUCCUUGUACCUGCGCACCUGGCUGCGGCCUGGAGCGCCAAGUACGCGGUGGAUUGUCCGGAACGCUGUGACAGUCGCGAGUGCAGGAGCAGCCUACGCUGCAAGAGGACAGUGCUGGACGACUGUGGCUGUUGCCGAGUGUGUGCCGCGGGGCUGGGAGAGACCUGCUACCGCACCGUCUCGGCCAUGGACGGUGUGAAAUGUGGCCCUGGGCUGAGGUGUCAGUUUUACAGUGAGGAGGAUGAUUUUGGUGACGAGUUUGGCAUCUGCAAAGACUGCCCCUACGGCACCUUCGGGAUGGAAUGCAAACAGACCUGUAAUUGCCAGUCGGGCAUAUGUGACAGGGUGACAGGCAAAUGUCUGAAAUUUCCUUUCUUCCAAUAUUCAGUAGCCAAGUCUUCCACCAGGAGAUUUCUUCCUCAUACAGAGUCCGACAUGGCGUCUGGAGACGGCAAUGCUGUGAGAGAAGAAAUUGUGAAAGAAAAUGUUUCUCGAUCUCCUGUAAUGAAAUGGUUAAAUCCACGCUGAUCCCCUGGAGCAAUUUCUGAGAAAAGGCUCAAAUGUAAUGAUUAUUCAACACACAGCCAACAUUUUAGGAAAUGUCUAAAUUAUAGCAGAUGGACACGCAAUUUUUGGAAACUAAGUGUAAAUCAGGGUGUACCCAGAAAAAAAUUGUAGGCCACUUACAAAUCCUAAAUUGCAUAUGACUGAACUAAUUUUUAAUUUUUUUUGCUAAAUAUUUGAAUGCAUGUAGACUUGUUAAAUGUGUGUGUAGAGUAACAUUGAAGAACUCAGGAUACAUUUUAGAGAAUCUUACAAGCAGUUAGUUUGCCCAAGGGAAAGCUAGUCAAAACUGAAGACCACAAGGGACCCUGUUCUUUUCCUUGCCCUGCAGUAGUGUUGGGGCAGGUGACGGAGGUAGAAUUAGGAACAAGAGAAGGUGGGAAUGGGGAGGUUGUGGGGGGUGAAGAAAUUUAGAUAUUCCCUGUAGUAGCUUCAACAGAAUUUAAUUGUACUUAAACAAAACAAAACUUUGGGAAAAGUCAAAACAAAACAACCAGAAAACCCCUGAACGAAGUAGGAUGUUUGAAGCCUGUGGGAAUUCAAGUAUUGGCCUUGGACUGAGUUGAUUUCAAAGGGCUGCUAAUGUAGUUCCCAGGUCACCUGGAUCUGAAGGGUGGUACUGGGACGGGGACCAAAACAUGGACUCCC